AUGUGGCGAGGAAGGUUCACAGGUGGCUAUCAAAAUCGAUUUGUGAGCUCGAAAUCGUCGGGAACAUCAAGCUUAAAUGAUGGACAAACUUCGAUGAACAACGUGCCUCCGCCAGCUUCGUUAACGACAAGUAACGGUCCAGUGGCUCCGCCAACUAGAAAUGUCUACAUGUCAGCAGCGAAACAAAAGGAACUUGAAAAAGAGCAGGAGUAUGCGAAUUUAAUGGCUUAUGGCACGAAAACUGAGAAGAAAGAAAGAAAACGAAGAAUUUAUGAUGAUGAGUAUCUGGAAGGAUCCGAUGAUGAAAGCUCAUCGAAAUGUGAGAAAAAUCCGCCAAAAAAAGAAGAGGAGGAAGAAGAAGACGAACUAGAUGCAUUUAUGGCUGGAAUCAAUGAGCAAGCAACCAAGGAUAAAGAAGUUUCUGAGCAAAAAGAAAAAGAUCGAGCCGCUGGAAAAGAUGCAGAUCAGGAUAAAAAAGGAAUUGGAAGAGCGGAUAUUGACGAGGAAGAUAUGCAAGAAUCAAUGUUCAAAUAUCUGGAAGAAUAUAAAGAACGACAAGAGAAUGAAGAAGAGCAAUACGAAUAUGAUGAAGACGGCAACAUUAUAUGGACUUGGAAGAAAGUUAUUGAUCCUCUUCCGCCGAUUGAUCAUUCACAAAUCACUUAUCCGAAGUUUAAUAAGAACUUUUAUGAAGAACACGAGGAUAUUAAACGACUUCAAUAUAUGGAUAUUGUUCGGCUUAAAAAUAAAAUGAAUCUACGAGUGGGUGGAAUGAACGCACCGAAGCCAGUCUGCUCAUUCGCCCAUUUUUCGUUCGAUAAAUUGUUAAUGGAUGCGAUAUGCAAGUCUGAAUUUGAACAUCCUACUCCAAUUCAAGCUAUGGCUAUUCCUGCUGCUUUAUCUGGACGAGAUGUGUUAGGAAUUGCCAAAACUGGUAGCGGUAAAACGGCGGCAUAUCUUUGGCCCGCAAUCGUUCAUAUUAUGGAUCAACCAGAUUUGAAAUCCGGAGAAGGUCCCAUCGCUUUAGUAGUUGUGCCAACUCGCGAACUAGCCGUUCAAGUGUAUCAAGAAGCAAAAAAGUUUUGCAAAAUCUAUAAUAUUAACGUGAUUUGUGCAUACGGAGGUGGAAGCAAGUACGAGCAAUCAAAUGAGCUGCAGAAUGAAGGUGCCGAAUUGGUGAUUUGCACGCCGGGACGAAUUAUUGAUCUUGUUAAAAUGGAAGCCACCAAUUUUUUACGGACCACGUUUUUAGUAUUUGAUGAAGCCGAUAGGAUGUUUGAUAUGGGAUUCGAAGCACAAGUUAAAUCUAUUUCUGAUCAUGUUCGUCCAGAUCGACAAUGCCUUAUGUUCAGUGCAACCUUCAAGCAAAAGGUCGAAAGACUUGCUCGAGAUGCAUUAGUCGAUCCAGUGCGAAUUGUCCAAGGUGAGGUCGGAGAAGCGAAUGAAGAUGUCGAACAGAAGGUGUUGGUUCUUCCUGAUCAAGAUGCUAAGUGGGCGUGGCUUACACAGAACUUGGUCAAUUUUGCCUCUCUCGGCAAAGUUUUGGUUUUCGUUACCAAAAAGCUUAAUGCUGAGGAAGUGGCUCGUAAAUUGAAACUUCGAGAUUUUGACAUCGUCUUAUUACAUGGAGAUAUGCUUCAAGCUGAAAGAAAUGAAAAUUUGUUGAAAUUCCGCAAGAAGCAGCAGAUAAUGGUUGCUACUGAUGUAGCGGCUCGCGGUUUGGAUAUUGCUGAAAUUCGAACGGUGGUAAACUAUGAUAUGGCUAGGGAUAUUGAUACGCAUGUGCAUCGAAUUGGACGAACUGGACGAGCUGGAAACAAGGGGACCGCUUAUACAUUAGUUACCGAUAAAGACGUAGAAAUGGUUGGGCAUCUUGUGAAGAAUCUGGAAAGUGUUUCACAAGAAGUUCCGAAACCUUUAAUGGACCUUGCAAUGAAAAGCUCGUGGUUUCAAAGUCAGCGUAAUUCAUCUGGUGGAUCGGUGCAGAAUCGGGGAAGGCUAGGAUUGGGAUAUAAGCCGAAAGUGCGGAAUGAGCAAAGUUCUUCGCAUGAUCCUCUAAAGGAACAGAAACAUAAACACACUCAUCAAACUGUUGAGCAAAUGAUGCGCAGCGCUGGUUCUACAGCGACUUCAGCUGCCGCUUCGGCCAACGCUUCUGGAGCGAACUUCAAUAGAGCACAAAUUAUGAAGAACGUCUUCCAGAAAUCCUUCAAAUCGACGUUCCAAAAACCACAAUUCGAGUCAUCAAAUCUACCUCAACAAGUCGCUUCUGAUCCACGACCCGAAUGGAAAAAGAAAAUCGACGAAUUGAACGCACAACUUGCCGCGCAGCAAUCGGACACACACGAAGAAUCUCAAAGUGCUCCCAAGAAGAGUCGAUGGCAAUAA
Molecule: messenger RNA, 2388 nt
Organism: Caenorhabditis bovis
Lineage: Eukaryota; Metazoa; Nematoda; Chromadorea; Rhabditida; Rhabditidae
Source: the annotation of a GenBank genome assembly